Messenger RNA from Polypterus senegalus (gray bichir), 3093 nucleotides. RefSeq names its product zinc finger protein 502-like. The record is from RefSeq and is a predicted model, not a curated record. Bases 169 to 1461 code for a protein of 430 amino acids. Lineage: Eukaryota; Metazoa; Chordata; Cladistia; Polypteriformes; Polypteridae. The transcript is spliced from 3 exons.
ACGAUGGAAGGUCUUGCUUGCCUGUCACUACCCGAUUUGGAUCGGAAUGACAAUGCAUGGUGUUGUUUAAGUUGACUGACUGAGGAGUGUGAAUGAUUUUAAAGAGAAGUACAUCACUAACAAAAAGAAGGGCAGAAGGACAAACCAGCUAUUUUCUGUAACACACAAAUGGCUGUAACAGAGGAGGUAAGUCAGGCUGACAUGAAUACCAUGGAGGAAAGGACAGCAGAUAUUAAGAAGGAGGAAGACUGUGACUGGGUAUCUGUCUGCAUUAAACAGGAGAGUCCUCAUGUUAAGGAUGAGGAUGAGGACUCUGAACUGAUGUCAAUAGUCAUUAAAGAAGAGCCUGAGGAGAAGUCUAUUGAUAUGGACAUACAGAAACAUAAAAGUAAAGACAAUGUCAAGGAAGAGGACCUUUACUCCGCAACUAUCUUUCAGUAUGGGAAUCAAGAUGGAGAGGUAAAGGGAGCAGCCUCUUCUCCGAGCUCAUCUUUGGAGCCUUCUGUUAAUGUGAAGUGUGAAUCUUUAACUAACAUAAAAAAUGAUGAAGAAAUGCCAAGGAUAUCCCUGGAAAGUCAACCAACACCUGCACAUCAGUACGGAGAAAAUUCACAAGAGAUUUGCAGCCUUUCCCUUUCUUCCCAUAGCCAAAUGUUUCCUCAGUGCAAACCACAACAGACAAAACAUGAUGAACAUGUGGAGAAAUUAACACCAGAAUCACAGAAUGUGACAACAUAUACUUUGCAGUGUAGUUCCCUGCCUGUUGCAAAACUUACAGGAAUGGAUGCUAUUAACACACAACAACAUUUCUGCAGUGCAAAUGUAGUGGUUUUGUAUUUGUGUCAAGAUCUGAGGAAAAGUUGUAAUCAGGAAUCUGAAUGCAGAGAUGAUCGCUGUCGAGAAGAGAGAGACAAGCCGUAUCGCUGUUGUGAAUGUGGCAAACGGUUUUCACAACUGAACCAUCUUCAGAGCCAUUCAAGAAUUCACACUGGUGAGAAGCCAUACUGCUGUUCGGAAUGUGGGAGACGAUUUUCACAAAUGAACAACCUUCGGGGCCACUCAAGAAUUCAUACAGGAGAGAAGCCAUACUGUUGUUCAGAAUGUGGCAAACAAUUUACCACAAAGUAUAGUCUUCUCAGCCACAAAAUAAUCCACACUGGAGAAAAACCAUAUAGUUGUUCUGAAUGCAGCAAACAUUUUUCUUUGAGAAGUAGUCUACUGAGACACACAAGGCUUCACACAGGAGAAAAGCCAUAUUCUUGUUCUGAAUGUGGGAAAAAAUUCUCAGACAGGGCAAAUUUUCGAUGUCACACAAGAAUUCAUACAGGAGAGAAGCCAUACUGCUGUUCGGAAUGUGGCAAACGAUUCUCACAAGCAAACAAUCUUACAAAACAUACAAAAAUUCACACUAAACUUAAAAAAGGCCGGAAGAGUGAGGGAGCAAAUGAUACUUGUGUAUAACAGAAAUCCUCCCAACUUCUCAAGUGUUAAUGGGCAUCUUUCACUGAUGGGCUUCUUUGCACAAACUUUAAACCAAGUCUACUCAAUGAGUAAACUUUUUUAAAAAAGAAACAUGUAAAAAGUAAAUUUGUUGUGGAAAAAUGGUGCCCAUCACCACUCUCUGUACUAGAGUCUGAGAUGGUGGUAACAUUGGUGCAACAUCUUCAAACAAGAUCUCCCUCCAAAUGAAGGAUUUUUGUUUGUUAUUAUCUCCAUAGACUUGCAUACUUACAGACAGAGACACACAAAUGUUAUUCUUUAAGCCUUCAAAUUGUUUUCAAGGAUUCCUAAAAUGUCUAAAUCCUUUGAAAGCUAGAGGUAACUUUUGACUGCAUCAUACUCCACUUCAUCUGGGGACAGUAAAGAGAAGCUAGCAUAUGUUAAAAAGUAUGGAGAGAAAUAUCCAGAUGUGACUGGAAACAACUAAAGAUGAUUUCCACCCUACAGUGAAGUGCAUUUUUAGGUAUACAAUUCUGAGAUAAAGAUACACUGGCAUGGUGCUGAAAGAACUGAGAAUGGAGGUGAUGAACAAAGGGCAGAGCCGUGUAAGCAGAACAUUGAAACAAGGCAUUUAAAGAUUUUUGUCCAUCUUUACAGAAUUUUGGCAAUGUAAGUAGCAUGGGUAACACUUCACUUUGAGGCUACAACCUAGCUUUCUCAUGGGGAUGAGACUUUGUUCUGCCAAUUUCUGCUUCGAGAUUUGGAGUUGAGCUAACUUGAACUUCCUCAAUGUUUUUUGGUGUCCAUGAAAUGCUCUUUUUUUAGACCACGGCUCAUGUAAGAAUGAUUUAAAAGGUUUGUUUGUGUUGAUAUUUAGUAAAUCUUCCUGUUUAAACCUUUAGUACCAAUCAAAAGUUUGGAUAAGCCUACACAUUGAAGGGUUCCUUAUUUUUGACUAUUUCCUAGUUUUUAGCAUUAAUAGAGAAGACAUCAGAAUUAUGAGUUUCCUCACAUGAAAUUAUGCCACAGCUGAAGGAUGUUAAAUCUAACCUCUGUAAAUUUCUUGCUUGAAGACCGGGCCUGAGUUGCCUUGAAAGCUUGCAUAGUGUAAUCUUUUUAGUUAGCCAAUAAAAGGUGUCAUUUUGCUUGAUUUCUCACUAUAUUUAGAUAUAGAAUACAUUUUCACUGGUCUGGUGGCCACUGUCACUGUCUCCUCCUCCUCCUUCUUCUCCUCCUCUUCUUUCCAUCAGUAGUGGUUUGUUUGCUGCAUUACUACCUAGAAAGCCUGACUCACACAGUCUCUGCUGAAAAGCUGAUGCUGAGAUGGGUCUGCUGGUUCAUCUCUGAAGUAUUUGUUUAGACUGAGAUCUAAGACAACCUGUAAGGAUGGUGGCUGAUUACUCUGCAACAGAGGACAAGUGUAACUCUUAGUCUGCCUUUCCUGAGCCAUUUUCAUCAUAAUGUUCUCUAGGUUUUUACAACUGUACAUAAAGGAACUCUCAAAGUGUUUGCAAUUUUCCGUGUUUGACUAAGCACUGCAGGGUGGGGUGAAGACAGCACAGAAUAUGACCAGCACCAGUUGCCUUCUGUUCAGGACAUACAGUGCAUCCAGAAAGUAUUCACAGCACAUCACUUUUUCCACAUUUUGUUAUG